GCAUUUUAUCACCCAUUUGUUCCUUUCCGUGUAAUGUCCUGUAAUCACUGCUGUCUGAAAGUGAUUGCCGUCUGAAAAAUUAAUAUGAGGGACAGGUGGGUUCCUCAGCAUUACUUUCAGAAAAACUUCAGACAAGAUUCAUCAAGAACUUACACCUUUUAUGGCCGGUUCUGUCUUCCACAACAAUUUCUGUAAAAACCUUAGCUUUUUUCUGAACUUCUCUUCUGUGAAGCCCAAAUCUUGAUCUACUCGAAAACUUGUUUCCCAAGUUGCAAAACUUUUCUCAUCCAUGGAUACCCUUUUCGAAGGAUUUGAAUACUCCCUUUCCAUGAAUGGCUUUAACUUGAGCCAAGAUUCAACUUCACUUAAUUCAAACCAGAACCCAUCAAAUAAUCCCAGAACCAAAAAUGGAAAUAUUCAACAACCACCGCCUAAAAUUCCAACCAAUCUUCACCAAUCCAACGACUCUUUCAAUUGUACUCUCAAGUUCAUAAGCGAGAUGCUCAUGGAAGAAGAAGAUCUGGAGAGAAAAGCGUUGAUGUUGAAGGACUCUUUGGCCCUCCAAGUUGCUGAAAAGUCCUUCUAUGAUGCGCUUGGCCAGAGUUGUCCCUCUUCCUUUAUGAACCAAACAAACACAGGUAAAUCCGAGUAUGAAUCUGAAUCCUUUCAAACUUCUGUUUCUGGGUCUUCUCUAGAUACCUUUUUGGUUCAUGAUUCAAGUUUCGAAGUACAAUCUGUUGCCAACAAGUUUAGGGGAAAACCCCAGAUCGUUGACUUGAGUAAACUUGGUCAAAAUUCACAACAAAGUGGAAAGAAAUAUCGUCAGAGAGAAUAUGAUUAUGAUGAUGAUCAAGAUUUAGGUAGGAGGAGCUACAAGCAAUCGGCGGUUUACGCCGGUGACGACUCCGAGCCAGCGGAGAUUUUCGACUUAGUUUUACUCAGCGACGACGACAGUGACGAACCGAAUUCGCUUCACAAAUCAGCGCAGAAGCUGCAGCUGAAUGAGCAGGAAAAAGGGUAUGCUAAAACAAGUCAAAGUAUGGAAGAAAUGGCUGGUUUAUGGACACUCUUGAUUCAAUGUUCCCAAUCUGUGGCAAAUUACGAUAGAAGAAAUGCGAAUACUUUUCUCAAGCAGAUAAGGCAACUGUCUUCUCCUUGUGGAGACUCAAUACAAAGAGUGGCUCAUUACUUUGCAAAUGGCCUGGAGGCACGCUUGACUGGUACCAAAAUGCCUUCAUAUUCGGCCCACGUGAAUAAUGAGUUGUCUUCAUCUGAUAUCCUAAAAGCCUACCAGUUAUACAUCACUGCCUGCCCUUUCUUCAGACUGUCAUUCUGUUUCGCCAACAGCACAAUUCGGAAACUGGCACAGCAGGCCACACGGAUUCACAUCAUCGAUUUUGGUAUCCUCUACGGCUUCCAAUGGCCUGGCCUAAUCCAACGCCUUUCGCAGAGACCCGGAGGACCUCCCAAGCUUCGUGUAACCGGCAUUGAGCUUCCUCAACCAGGGUUUAGGCCUGCGGAGAAGAUCGAAGAGACUAAGCGAAGAUUGGCGAGUUACUGCGAUAGAUUCAAUGUCCCUUCUGAGUACAAUGUAAUUGCGCAGAAAUGGGAGACAAUCCGCUACGAGGAUCUGAAAAUCGAACCCGGCGAGAUCGUGGUGGUGAACUGCCUGCACCGUAUGCGGCACGUGCCUGAUGAGACCGUGGUGACGAGCAAUCCGAGAGACAGUGUCUUGAAAUUGAUAAGGAGAAUAAACCCGGAGCUCUUCAUCCAUGGCGUUGUGAACGGGGCAUACAACGCGCCGUGCUUUGGGGCGAGGUUCAAGGAGGCGCUCCUCCAUUUCUCGGGGCUGUUCGACAUGUUUGACACCACGGUGUCUCGCGAGGACGAGUACAGGAGGAAGUUUGAGAAGGCGAUAUACGGAAGGGACAUAGUGAAUGUGGUGGCUUGUGAGGGGUUGGAGAGAGUUGAUCGGCCUGAGCCUUACAAGCAGUGGCAAGCGAGGAACAUAAAGGCAGGGUUUAAGCAAAUCCCGCUUGAUAGGGAGAUCUUUGAGGCAGUGAAGGAGACCGUGAGGUCGAGUUACCAUAAGGAUUUUGUUAUUGAACAAGAUGGCCAGUGGUUGCUGCAAGGCUGGAAAGGACGCCGUAUCUAUGCUCUUUCAUGUUGGAAGGCUGCAUAAAUAAUUAGCCCGGUUGCUUCAUAGAUUUGAAUGGAAAAUUUGAACAUAAAUUCGAAUUUCAUGGAAAAAAAAACUGUAGUAAAAUUGUUUGAAUUGCGAUUCAAACUUUAAACCAAACUGCUUAGGGGUUUGGAUUCAGAGUGAUUCAUUGGGUGGUUUGCUUCUAGAAGAAGAUAUGUAUUUGAGGGUGGAUGACUCCUGUAAAUCUUAAGAGUGAUAUUAGAUAAACCCAUAUUUAUGUUCUUGUUUUCA
Molecule: messenger RNA, 2434 nt
Organism: Morus notabilis
Lineage: Eukaryota; Viridiplantae; Streptophyta; Magnoliopsida; Rosales; Moraceae
Product: scarecrow-like protein 30
Exons: 1
Coding region: 290-2182 (630 amino acids)
Biological process (GO): regulation of DNA-templated transcription
Cellular component (GO): nucleus
Molecular function (GO): sequence-specific DNA binding; DNA-binding transcription factor activity
Source: RefSeq, a predicted model, not a curated record